AUACUUGAAUUUGUAACAACGCUAUUGAUCGUCUCCUAUUUCAUUAUUCAUUUGAAGUGGUUAUAUACUCAAAGUGACUACCAGUAUAUCAUUUGAAAAAUAUGCAUACAUCAUUUCACGAUGAUCCCUCAACAUAUGAAAAUUUGCAACCUGAUGAACCGCAAUUGACAUCGGACGACGCAAAUGAAAGGAAAUUGGCCAGAAAAUUGCGCAUUGAAAGAAGAUGGAACGUCAUUCGGAAAUCAUGUAUGGAGGAAUCGGAGAGUUUGCACGAAGGAAAUAAAACCGCCGUCCAAUUACAAGUCCAGAAAAGUGCUGAAAUUUUAGAAAAGUUUCUCGAAGAAGCUGAGGAGUAUGUCACUAACGUUCGAGUUGCUAAUGACAGCAGAGAGGUGGAUAGAAGGGAGGUUGAAGGCAUCGGAAGAGAAAAGAUUAUAGCUCAACUGGAAGCUGAAGCAGCAGCAGCCCAUCAGGCUUUCGAAGAAAUUGCAGUGAAAUGGUCUGUGAUUCAAAAAUACAACGAUCCUUUACAUAUCAACGAAGAUAUCGCCAACCAAAAAGAAAAGUGUGAGUUUCUAAUUAAACAAAAGGACGAAAUCAUUGCUAUGCUCAGAGAGGAACUGAAGAACGCGGAAAUAAAGUUUACUAAAGACCAGAAAAAACAAUCGGAAGAUAUCAAUAUUCUGGCUCAGCGAAUAGAAAAACAGAUAACGUUCAUGAGAAAGGCCUAUCAAAACGAGUUUGAGUUAAUUGAGCAGGUAAUCCUUUCAGAGAGACAAAAUUUUAUAGAUUUGAAUAACAAAAAAUGGGAGGAACUUCAUAAGAAGAGAGAUCAACAGGAAAUUGAAAAUUCCAACAAGAAAUUUGGACAAUUGGAGGAGUUCAACAAAAACAUGUACAGACUUCGAGUAGAUUUUCAAGAGAAAUUUAGAGAAACUAAAAUUAAACUUGAAAAUGACAUAGAGAAUUUGCAAAAAGAAUUAGAAAGGAUCAAAGCUUUAGCACUGUUGAAUAGCGAAAAAUUAGAUUAUAACUAUCAAAUCCUCAAGAAAAGAGAGGAUGAAAACCUCAUAAUCAAGUCCCAACAGAAAAGAAGGAUUAACAAACUUCAGGAUGUAAAAAACGAUCUUAGGAAAAAAAUAACCGAUUACGAAACAACAGCGAAAAAUCAUGUCAAGAAAUUAUCGGACGACAUAAAGAAACUCCACAAGAGCAUAUUAGAAGUAGAAGCUAAAGCAGAUCACUUUGCCAAAGUUAAUGAUGAGAAGUUCCACCAGGUGUGGGAAAUGAACAAAAAUAAAUGUCAAGCUAUUCUAACUCGAAUUCUAGCGACUGAUAAAAUUCUUUACGAACAGCAAAUGGGAAUCGAAUGGCUUUCUCCGCCACACAGUAUAAUAAACAAGACGACCUUGAGUAGUUUCAAAGAUGCUUUAAAUGUGGUUUCAAAAACAAGUGCAAUGAGCAAUAAAUCUAGUGUUGAUCACAAAAUGAGUAAAAGGCUGGAACAUUCCGACUCUGAAACUAAAAAAGUUCAACAAAAACCAGAACAGUUGGACGCCAAUCCUAUCUACCGAAGGUUACUAAAAUAUAUACUAACCCUCGUGUCGGACAAGAGUGGGUUCUUAACAGAAAAAAGGCUGAAAAUGCUAUUGAAGUUUUACGAAGAUGAUCAGAAAACACUGGUUAGAUUGGACAAUGUCUUGAUGUCGCUUGACAUACGCAGACCAGAGGAUAUCGAUAUGCUGGUAAAAUAUUUCAUUCCUUACUGUUUUUGUUCAGUUUGCAAUAAUAAAGAUUUGGGAACCGAAUCGACCUUAUCCAGAUAUAACUCGCAAUUGUCCCACUUUUCCGUAAUCAGUCGAAAUGAAAAUCAGAGUAAUGUCGAAAUCAUUGAACUGGAAGAAGCUUUUAGUGCUAUACAACAGCCCGAUAAUGUGAUAGAAGAGGUUGUUAUGGACUUAGUCAGUUCGGAAAUAUAUUCGGAAGGACUGCACUUGGAACAAGAGUCAUUAGACAACGUAUGCGGAGGAAUUGUCUUAGAUCAAUUUUACAGCGAUCUGAAAGAAAAGCGGUUCACGAAAAAGAAAAUGAUAACAUCUGAUGACAAAGUGUUAUGUCAAUACAACCAUCCGCUGGUAAUUAGUUCUGUGUUUAUAUUGAUGGCGUUGAGAGAUUUUGUAACAGCAUACUAUACGCACAGAAAGGCCAUUCCCACGACCAGAGAGAGGCUGGAAAAAAAGAGAAAUACCAUUUCGAGGUUGCUAACUGAUGCAGAUAUUCGACUUUAUUGGGAUAAAUAUAAAACAGUUUACAACGAAGAGCGAAUUAGAGUUUGGGAAGCAUUACUCGAAGGACUGAAAAAUUACCACGAAAUAUUGAAGGAUCGUAAGACAUUGUCAGAGGAAGUGGUUGUUUUGCGAAGGCAAAAUGUGGAUUUGAAAAGACUUCUUGCUAAUUACAUAGAUCACGGAGAGUUUAUGAAUCCACCUUGUGCUAUGGAGAGGAAUGAACAUUUGCACACACUACCUCCACCUUAUACAAAUUUCAAAGGGAAAUAAAAGCAUUUGUAAAAACGUU
Messenger RNA from Leptinotarsa decemlineata (Colorado potato beetle), 2577 nucleotides. Its product is annotated as dynein regulatory complex protein 1. Gene Ontology annotation, cellular component: axonemal dynein complex; axoneme. The record is from RefSeq and is a predicted model, not a curated record. NCBI's taxonomy places the organism in Eukaryota, Metazoa, Arthropoda, Insecta, Coleoptera, Chrysomelidae. Gene Ontology annotation, biological process: cilium-dependent cell motility; regulation of cilium movement; axonemal dynein complex assembly.